AUGGCUCUUCAUAUUCAUGAAGCUUGCAUACUGCUAUUGGUCAUCCCUGGAUUGGUCACCUCUGCUGCCAUCAGUCAUGAAGACUAUCCUGCUGAUGAAGGUGACCAGACCUCCAGUAAUGACAACCUGAUUUUUGAUGACUAUCGAGGGAAGGGGUGUGUGGAUGACAGUGGCUUUGUAUACAAGUUGGGAGAAAGAUUUUUCCCAGGGCAUUCCAACUGUCCGUGUGUCUGUGCUCUGGAUGGACCUGUUUGUGACCAGCCAGAAUGCCCUAAAAUUCACCCAAAGUGUACUAAAGUGGAACACAAUGGAUGCUGUCCUGAGUGCAAAGAAGUCAAAAACUUUUGUGAAUAUCAUGGGAAAAAUUACAAGAUCUUGGAGGAAUUUAAGCCCUCUCCAUGUGAAUGGUGUCGCUGUGAGCCCAGCAAUGAAGUUCACUGUGUUGUAGCAGACUGCGCAGUUCCUGAGUGUGUCAACCCAGUCUAUGAACCAGAGCAGUGUUGUCCUGUCUGCAAAAAUGGUCCAAACUGCUUUGCAGGAACGACUAUCAUCCCGGCUGGCAUUGAAGUGAAAGUGGAUGAAUGUAACAUCUGUCACUGUCACAACGGGGACUGGUGGAAGCCUGCUCAGUGUUCAAAACGUGAAUGCCAAGGCAAGCAAACUGUGUAG
Dama dama (fallow deer) is the source of this 669-nucleotide messenger RNA. It is a transcript of the gene VWC2L, whose product is annotated as von Willebrand factor C domain containing 2 like. Lineage: Eukaryota; Metazoa; Chordata; Mammalia; Artiodactyla; Cervidae. Gene Ontology annotation, molecular function: protein binding. The record is from RefSeq and is a predicted model, not a curated record. Gene Ontology annotation, biological process: negative regulation of BMP signaling pathway. Gene Ontology annotation, cellular component: AMPA glutamate receptor complex. The coding region runs from base 1 to 669 and encodes 222 amino acids. The transcript is spliced from 3 exons.